UUUCUCCCUUUGUUGAGCAUUUGGAGCAGUGCCGCCCAAGCACACAAACAUCAACCCCGAACAUUUCUCACUGUCUCGUAUAUUUCCUAUACCUCCAAACUGGCCGUAUUUCACACCGAGAUUCGAGAACUAAAACAUCAUGGUUCGAACAAGAAGGUCGGCGGCAGCCGAUACAAUUGCUGUCGCACCUCCACAGCUUAAUCCGAUAGGUUCGGCAAAUACACCUACGGACCGGCGCAGCGGAUCAAGUGUGGCAUCCGACUCAUCCACAAUCUUCACCUCGGCCACACCUUCGUUGGGAAGCGGGUAUACCACCCCACUUACCAGCAAUUCCGAGACGGCAACCCCAAAAGAGACCGUGCAACCGGCCUCGGGCAAGCGACUCAAUCGGAUCGAGGUGCAUUUACCUGUAUCGAAGCCGUCUGCCUACCGGGAUCUCCGCCAGAGCAUCUUCUCCAUGGGCGGCAAGCGGAAGCGAGCUGUCAUCGAGGACAGUGAGGAGGAGGAGGAGUUCUCAGACAGUUCUCCGGAUGCGAUUUUAGCACGAAAACUGCAGGCAGAGGAAGAUGCAACCGCAGCGACGAUGGUCGAGCCGUCUGUUGAGUCUAGCGAACCUGGUCCUGCACCGCGUCGGAGCCUGCGAGGACUGGCGGCGCCAGCUGCUACACGGGCCGCACGAUCGACGAAAUUGAUUCACACUAGCACCGGGCCUACUUCUUUGCCCCCGCGGCGUGCUAAUGGCACGAAACGUGUGAUAGCCGCAAAAGCCACGGGCUCUGGCAAGGCUGCGAGCAAGAGGCGGGCCGUCACCAUCUCUGAUUCGGGGGCCGAUGAUAGCGAGCCGACGAAACUUUCAGACUCGGACGAUAGCGACGAUUCCGCCGAGCCUCUGAGCAAACGCCGAGUCACCGCUACACGCGCCAACGCUAAGCAUAAAGCGUUGCCUGUCGUUGCCAAACGGCCAACUAACCGAAAGGUCAAGGCAGAAACACCAGAACUGGAGGGUGAUGAGGUCGAUCUCAUGCUAGAAGCCUCCGAUAGCGAAACCUCCGAGUUUGGGGCAGAGGCUCUGUUGAGUGAUACCAGUAGCCUUUCGGACGUGGAGGACGGGGCUGAGGAUGAUGCCGGCGAUGCCGGUCAAGCCACAAAUAAUGCCGGGGGCGAGGACGAAAAUGAGACUGGCCCCGUUCCGACCCCUUCAGCUCUCGAAGUAGCGAUGAGUUCACGCCGCGCCUAUCGCGCCUAUGCCAGCGGGCGCCGAGUUAAGAACAACCGUUCUCGUCUGGAGGCGAGCCACCCGGAACUCAAGACGAUGUGGAAGGAUCUCGAGAAUAUGCCCAUUUUGAAAGCGGGCAAGGCAAAGCAGCCCGAAUCCAUCUCUCGUCAGCUCAAACCGUUUCAGCUUGAAGGCUUGGCUUGGAUGAUGGGGAUGGAGAAGACUGAGUGGAAGGGUGGACUGCUCGGGGACGAGAUGGGUCUCGGCAAAACCAUCCAAGCUGUCUCUCUCAUCAUGUCCGACUUCCCUGCCAAGAAGCCUUCUUUGGUGCUGGUGCCUCCGGUUGCCCUGAUGCAAUGGAUGACGGAAAUCGAGUCGUACACGGACGGGACACUCAAAACUCUCGUCUUUCACGGGACCAAUUCCAAGUCAAAGAACCUCACGGUCAAGGACGUCAAGAAGUACGACGUGAUCAUCAUGUCAUACAACAGCUUGGAAUCGAUGUAUCGAAAACAGGAGAAGGGCUUCAAGCGCGUGGCUGGUACCUUCAAGGAGAAAUCCAUCAUUCACCAGACCGACUUCCACCGCGUGAUCCUCGACGAGGCUCACUGCAUCAAGACGCGGACGACAAUGACGGCCAAAGCAUGCUUUGCCCUUAAAGUCACAUACCGCUGGUGCCUGUCUGGCACUCCGCUGCAGAACCGCAUUGGCGAGUUCUUUUCGUUGAUUCGCUUCCUCAACGUCCGCCCUUUUGCCUGCUAUCUAUGCAAGAGCUGCCCCUGUUCCACCCUCGAAUGGCAAAUGGGUGAUGACAACAAAUGCACCGGUUGCGGGCACGGCGGGAUGCAGCAUGUGUCCGUCUUCAACCAGGAGCUUCUCAACCCCAUUCAAAAGUUCGGUAACCGUGCCGGUGGUGCCGAGGCCUUUAGAAAGUUGCGCAUUUUGACCGACCGCAUCAUGUUGCGUCGGUUGAAGAUAGACCACACUGACUCGAUGGAGCUUCCCGUCAAGGAGAUCAACGUUGAACGGCAGUUCUUUGGCGAAGAGGAGAACGAUUUCGCCAACAGCAUCAUGACAAACGGCCAGCGCAAAUUCGAUACCUACGUCGCCAGCGGUGUCCUCCUCAACAACUAUGCCAACAUCUUCGGUCUCAUUAUGCAGAUGCGCCAAGUGGCCGACCACCCGGACCUGAUCCUCAAGAAAGACAGCGAGGGUGGCCAGAAUGUUCUCGUAUGCAGCAUAUGUGACGAGCCUGCCGAGGAUGCCAUUCGGUCGCAGUGCAAGCACGACUUCUGCCGGACCUGUGUCAAGAGCUACCUGAACUCGACGACCGACCCGAACUGUCCGCGGUGCCACAUCCCGCUCUCCAUUGACCUCGAGCAACCCGAGAUGGAGCAGGACGAAGUCCAGGUCAAGAAGUCAUCCAUCAUCAACCGAAUCAAGAUGGAAAACUGGACGUCGUCGUCCAAGAUCGAGCUGUUGGUACACGAGUUACACAAGCUCCGUUCCGAUAAUGCGUCGCACAAGUCCAUCAUCUUCUCCCAAUUCACAACGAUGCUGCAGCUUAUCGAGUGGCGCCUGCACCGUGCCGGCAUCACUACUGUCAUGCUCGAUGGCAGCAUGACCCCAGCCCAGCGGCAGGCUUCGAUCAAACACUUCAUGACGAACGUCAAUGUUGAGGUCUUCCUAGUUUCCUUGAAGGCCGGUGGCGUGGCGUUGAACCUCACAGAGGCUUCUCGGGUCUUCAUCGUGGAUCCUUGGUGGAACCCUGCAGCUGAAUGGCAGUCUGCCGACCGGUGCCACCGCAUCGGACAGUCCCGUCCCUGUACCAUCACCAGGCUCUGCAUCGAAGAUUCAGUCGAGAGCCGGAUGGUUCUGCUCCAGGAGAAGAAAACCAACAUGAUCAACUCUACGAUCAAUGCCGACGAUGCAGCGAUGGACUCGCUCAGCCCGGAGGAUCUCCAGUUCUUGUUCCGCGGCAACUAGUCACAUCUUACCCGCGAUGAGCGCCGGCAGAUCUACACGUCUGGGCGUCUCGCCCCUUUAUUUUUCCAUCUUUGCUACGGUAUGGCUAUUUCUUGACAAUACUUUCUCACCGCCGACGGGCUCUUGUGUUGCGUUAUAUGGACCUUGAGUGGGCAGUGGGAACACUAGGGGGUUGUUGGGGCUACGCGAUGGUUAUGAAGUCGCGAGAUGUACGGUAUAGAUAAAGCUCUCGAUUUGGCCAACU
This is a messenger RNA of Chaetomium fimeti, 3446 nucleotides long. Its product is annotated as SNF2 family N-terminal domain-containing protein. Gene Ontology annotation, biological process: nucleotide-excision repair. Bases 140 to 3202 code for a protein of 1020 amino acids. Lineage: Eukaryota; Fungi; Ascomycota; Sordariomycetes; Sordariales; Chaetomiaceae. The transcript is spliced from 3 exons. The record is from RefSeq and is a predicted model, not a curated record. Gene Ontology annotation, molecular function: metal ion binding; ATP-dependent chromatin remodeler activity; ATP binding. Gene Ontology annotation, cellular component: nucleus.